Hemiscyllium ocellatum (epaulette shark) is the source of this 2496-nucleotide messenger RNA. Its product is annotated as cadherin-like protein 26. Gene Ontology annotation, cellular component: adherens junction; catenin complex; plasma membrane. Bases 1 to 2496 code for a protein of 831 amino acids. NCBI's taxonomy places the organism in Eukaryota, Metazoa, Chordata, Chondrichthyes, Orectolobiformes, Hemiscylliidae. Gene Ontology annotation, biological process: multicellular organism development; adherens junction organization; calcium-dependent cell-cell adhesion. The transcript is spliced from 17 exons. The record is from RefSeq and is a predicted model, not a curated record. Gene Ontology annotation, molecular function: calcium ion binding; cadherin binding.
AUGGCCUGCUGCACCACUCCUGGGACAUCCAUUCCACAUCUUCUUAAAACAACGAGAAAAGUUAGGUUUUGGGCUGCCUUCCUGAAAUGUUUUGAGGGGGGUCUGUCCACAGUUUUACAGAACUUUGGCUCUCAAGAGGCUAAAGAAGUAGAGCCGGUUGUACUGCACCGUCAGAAGAGAAUGUGGGUUUUAGGUACUAUCAAUGUUGUGGAAGAAGAUGAAGGACCUUUCCCUAAAUUUGCUGUGCGAAUCAAUAAUGACAAGACAGUUACAGAGAAUAUUGUAUUCAGACUGAGUGGCAGUGGAGUUGACAUCCCACCGGAGAUGGGCUUGUUUUAUUUAAACAGAAGCUUGGGAUCAAUAAUGAUUACUCGCAAAGUUGACCGUGAGAAAACACCACUGUUUGCAUUGAAUGUUGAUGCUUUGAAUGCAAAAACCUUAAAGAAAGUGGAUCAAACCUUGAAGUAUAGGAUUAAAGUGAAAGAUAUCAAUGACAAUGCACCAAUAUUCAGUCGUUCAGUAUAUAAAGUAAAUGUAUCUGAAAACACUGCAGAAGGCAAAGAAAUUUUCAGGGUUAGUGCCACAGAUGCGGAUGAGAAAGACAAUGACAAUUCACUUAUUUCAUACUCACUGAUUUCUCAGAAGCCCUCAAAAGAUCUCAAUCAUUUUCACGUCAAUAAUACAAAUGGAGCAAUAAGUUUUACAGGAUGCCUGAAUUAUGAGAGGCUUAAAUCCUACACUCUGACUGUUAAAGCAAGAGACAAUGGCGUGAACAUCCUCAGCAGCACGGCAAUCGUGAAGAUUAGUGUCACUGAUGCUAAUAGCUAUCUCCCUACUUUUAUCAAAACGGGCAAAUUUUCAGGUAAAGUCAAUGAAAAUGAUGAACAAGUAGAUAUUCUUAGAGUAAGUGUUACUGACAAAGAUGUUCCCUAUACACCAGCCUGGAGAGCAAAGUAUAAAAUUGUAGAAGGGAAUGAACGUGGGAACUACAAGAUAGAAACGGACCCUGAAACAAACGAUGGAAUUCUGUCUCUUGUUAAGCAUUUGGAUUAUGAAGGGGGUUCAAAGAGACAGCUGAAAAUCCUUGUUGAAAAUGAAGAACCAUUUUUUACCUGUAAAGAAAUGACUGACGAACAGAAAGCUGAGGCACUGGACAGUGUAUAUGUUGUUAUCAAUGUUCAUGAUACGAACGAUGCUCCUGUGAUUGACCCUUCAGAAGUAACUGUUCAUCUUUUAGAAGGUCAAAAGGCAAAUGUUAUAUUGGUGAAAUUCAAUGCUACUGAUCCUGAUAAGUACAACAUAAAUAAUAUCAGGUUUGUCAAGGCAUAUGAUCCAGAAGGUUGGGUUACAGUAAAUGAGGAAACUGGUGUCGUUACAACUGUCCAUGAAUUAGAUCGUGAAUCUCCUUAUGUGAAAGAGAACAUUUAUAAAGUUAUUGUUCAUGCCAUUGAUGAUGGGAUACCCCCUCAAACUGGAAGUGGCACUUUAAAUAUUGUGUUGAGUGAUAUUAAUGACAGUGAGCCAUAUUUGGUUUCUACAUAUGAAGAAAUGUGUGACGAUGGAGUUAUUCAGCACAUCACUCUUACAGCAAAAGAUGAUGAUAUGAUUCCAUUUGGUGGCCCGUUUCACUUUGAACUUCUAGACAAUGAAGAAAAUAUAAAUGAAAAGUGGAAAUUAGAACAAAAAAGUGGUUAUUCAGUUAAACUUGAAAGAACGAAGAAAAUUCCUGUUGGAAACUAUACCAUACCUGUGCUAAUAAGAGAUAGACAAGGUGUAGCGACAAAGAAUACGUUGCAUCUAUGGAUCUGUCAUUGUCAAGAUGGAAAUACCUGCCCUAUGUCAAGUCCACCUCUAGCUAUCUUAGCUCCAUCUGCAAUUGGUCUUCUCUUUGGAGCAUUACUGCUGCUGUUGUUUGGCUUUUGUCUGAUUUUAUUUAUGACACAGCAACAUUUUCAGAUUUUACCUUUAGAGAAUUCCAAAGGAACACUGAUAAUGUACAAUCAAGAACAGCCUUGUAUAGAAAUGAAAGAUAUUCCAGAGAAACUAUGUAUUGUAAAACAACUAGCUUGUGGCAGUGGAACAAAUGGUUCCUUCAGUAACUUAAAUCCUGAUUAUCAGUUCAGUAAGAUUGGAACAAAGUCCAUAGCUUCAAGGACACAAAGAAGCAAGCUAAGUGUUGAAACAGAUGUGUCAGUCGGCAGUUUCCAAAAUACGUCUGGAACUUGGAAAGAAAAUGAUAACUUAACUCGUUGUGAUACUUUUAAGACAAGAUUUGAAGAGCUUCUGUAUCAGAAACUGAAUGAUUACAAUGCCAGGGAAGAUCGGCAAGGACAUGAUCAGCCCCAUGUUUAUCAGUAUGACGGUGGUGAAAGCAUAGCAUCAUCUUUUGAUUCCAUUGUUAUGGCUGAAAAUGAUGCUGGAUUCUUCUACCUGGAUAAUUUGGAAAAUUGUUUCAUUCCACUGGCCAAAAUUUGUCAACAAAAAAAUUUAAAAUGA